Molecule: messenger RNA, 8654 nt
Organism: Dendronephthya gigantea
Lineage: Eukaryota; Metazoa; Cnidaria; Anthozoa; Malacalcyonacea; Nephtheidae
Exons: 33
Coding region: 15-8360 (2781 amino acids)
Biological process (GO): cytokine-mediated signaling pathway
Cellular component (GO): membrane; signaling receptor complex; external side of plasma membrane
Molecular function (GO): cytokine receptor activity; metalloendopeptidase activity; zinc ion binding
Source: RefSeq, a predicted model, not a curated record
AAAGCCAAAGGUUUAUGUUUCUGAAGACAUCUGACAAUAGUUUUCUACAUUGGAAGAGAAAGUACACAGAAACUCCAUCGAAUGACACUGGCCCAUCAUUUACCUACACGCGCAGUGUUUUUGAUGUUGAUGGUGAAGAUUACAAACCAGGAUCAUGCGAGGAUAUCAAGUCCACAGGAGCGGGUGAAGUGGAUGGAUAUUACGUCAUUUUCCCGCGUGGUGCGUGCGGUGAUUCACUUGAAGUUUGGUGCUCGGAUAUGAAUACCACCACGACAUCACCCAAGGAAUAUGUUGACUUAAAUCCUGCGUCAAACUAUGCUAUAUACGCCGGGUUGGAUCAGCCAUGUCAGCAAAAUAAUUAUCCUGGAAAGCCUGGGAAGACCUGGUUUAAUAAGAUAAGAAUAAGCCCUAACAGUAUGACUGUUGAUCGUCAAGACUUCGAUUAUACAGAAAUUACUGGACAACCAGUUCAAUUUGGCAUUGGUCAGGCGUGUUUUCAUAGAAUCUUCACCCCUUCGAGCUGCCACCAUGGAGGUCGUUUUAAUAUCAACUUGAAAAACACCAGCGUACGAGUUAAACCUACUGUGGAAUGGCAUGGUCACGGCUGGUGGUGGCUUGAUCCAACUUUUCAAUAUAUGAUCAACUUUAAACGCUCGUCUGAUAAUCGGGAGAUUUCUGCAAAUUGCGGGGGGUAUUGUGGAACGUGCAGCCCGAAGGGAAGUCUGGACUUGGAAUUAGCUUCUUGUGUCAGAAAAAAGCCUCGAUCAUGCGCUGAUGUCAAGUAUUAUCGCGAUAUAAACCUGGAUGGAAACUAUACUAUCUACCCCUACGCCACAGGACUGAUCCCAAUACGCGUAUUCUGCGCUGGAAUGAGCACGACGGAGCCGAAAGAAUAUAUUAACGUGUUACAUGAUUCCGGGAAGAAUUUUGCUUUAAGAAAUCUAGAUCAUGCAUAUUCACACACGUGUAAUAUUAAGCCAGGUUCUAUCGCGCAUGAACACUGGCGAGGCACUGAUGGACAUAGCACGUUUUCGAAGAUUCGACUAAAAAUAAACAAUAUGGAGGUGGUGCGGGACGAUCAUAGCUUUGGAUCUACGCUGUUUGGUAAAGACAUCCGUUACGCACACGCCUAUGAUGCUUUCUCUGUUGCUCUGUGUGAACCUCGUGGAAUGUUUAAUAUUGAUCUCACUGGAACAGGUCUUCGGAUAAAACCAGAGUUGACAUGGACAAGAAGUUUAUACCCCUCUUAUCACGUUGCAAUUUUGACCAUUCGUGAAGAUUUUUAUCGUCAGAUUGUUGAUGCAAAAUGCGGUGGUUAUGGCGGGUCAUGCUACCCUGUCGGAUCAUCACUGUAUGUGGAAGUGGUUGUCCCGUUUGACCCCGCGGGUAUUCGCUAUUUUGGGAAGACGAAUUUGUCUUUCGUUGAUACAAGUGACAAAAGGAACGGUGCUAGGAAUUUAGAACUUUCAAAAGCAUGCAGUGAAGCGGUUGGUAUGGAAGAUGGUCGGAUACCAGACAGUUCUUUCUCAGCGUCGUCAUUUUCCACUGGUAGGAAAGCAAGUGAAGCUCGUUUAGCACGCACGCAGGGAAAUUGGCGAGCAAAGAAUGGAGAUUUAGAGCCCUGGGUUCAAGUUGAUUUAUUAUUCAUUCGUCUGGUUACUGGUGUUGCAACGCACGGCACAACCAACAAUUACUUAAAGACGUAUUUUCUUUCUUUUGGUUUCGAUGCCGAUCAAUUGAUGGUUUAUCUCGAUGACUCAAAGCAACGGAAGAUAUUUGCGAGGGAUGAUGGGACAGCUGGUCACGCAGUUGUCAAAGAAAUACUGUCAAAGCCUUUCUUCGCACGUCAUGUUCGUUUUACUGUGUUAACCUGGGCCAAUCAAGCGAGACUGGCAGCAGAAAUUUAUGUUUGCCCAAGAGCCACUCUGCAUCACGUCAUCACAACAGCUGACUUUCAUUAUCUGGAGUCUUCAUACCCCCGUGUCAAAGGCGACCGCGGAGAGCUGGUCACUAGGAUAAUGCCACCGGUGUACACGUGCUCAAAGUUCUUGUAUCACAUGAUCGGAUCAGAUAUGGGACGUCUUGAUGUUUACAUAAAGGAGGUGGACAAAGAAAGACAGUUUCUUUGGACUGCUGUUGGCGAGCAGAGCCCACACACCUGGAAGAAAGCGGUUAUUCCUUUGAAAGUUGAUACGGCAUUUAAGAUCAUUUUUGUUGGUAUUAUUGGCGGUGGUUAUAAAAGUGACAUCGCUAUCGGGGAUGUGUCUUUGACAAAUGACAUCAACUGUACAUUCGCGCCAUCGCAGGCUGUGCCUGGACCGAGUUGUUCAACACCAUGUGUUGGUCGAAGCAAGUGUGAUAAUGUGACGGGAAAAUGUCUGUGCUUUGAUGACGAGUUUCUUGAUGAAAAAUGUGAAAGUGAAUUCUUGGAAACUAUUUACAAGGACGCACUUCACUAUUGGUCAUUUGAUGAUCCCGACAAUGUAGUGGAUCAUAAGACGGGUGCUCGCUCAAAUAUGACCCAGAAACCCACAACACAUCUGACAGGACCUGUAAAUCUUGCUCUUUUAACCUUACCCGAAGAUCAUUCUGGACUGCAAUUGGGCUCAAUUCAUUAUUCGUGUUUAAAGGACCCCUCGUUCUGCCCCACAGGUUUCAGCAUCUCUCUGUGGGUGAAACCAGGCGAUAUUAGGAACCGAGAGCAUUAUUUCACUACAAAUUUAGGCGACCGUUCAGGCGUAUCACUCGUGUCAUAUGCUGAUAAUCCAGGUUUGAAUGCCCAUGUCCGAGGCGAAAAGCACAAAUGUAAUUUAAUAUAUGACGUGUACCCGCGACACUGGACGUGGUUGUUCAUAUCAAUAACGUGGAAGACUCAAGCUGAUGGAACAGGAAAACUUCUCUUCUAUAUCAUCGAAGAUACUGGCAUGACCAGAAAGGAGAAAAUAUGUCCAGAGAUUGUUCAUUCGCUAUCUGCAAGUCAAAACAUAAUAGAAACUGAGCUAUUUCAAUACAAUAGCGGUCGUACUUUCGCCAUAGAUGAACUGGCUGUUUGGAAUAAGACUUUAACAGAAGAAAAAAUAAUGGAGAUAUAUCAUCUUGUUGCUAGAAAUCCUUCCAACACUAUUUCCUGGAUAUUUCAACUGGAUUUUUGGAGUCGACCGUUGCUGGAUUUAGAAGACCCGGAGCAUGAGACCGCAAUGACGUCGUUCAACUCUCUGAUUGAAAAAUACAUUGAAAAUGCUUCUGUCAAGAAGAUGUGGGACAAAUUAACGACUGACAGAUGCGUUUAUGUUGGUAAUGUUCGCAAUGGUGUUGCCACUUGGAGGGAAGACGUUGUCUUUCAUUGCAACGAUUCGUUUGGUUUUCAACCAGAAAGCGAGCAUUUCAAUUUGAAGUUGGAUGUUAAGAAUGUUGAGAUUAGCAUAAACCUAAACAACGUUCAUUUCGGUUCAUUCCCAGCUGAGGGCUCAAAUACAGCCAGAGGAGGAUUCUUUGAAACAAAUCAAGAUGAUUCCAAUGACGUCCUGGUGAAGGACUUCUACCUGGACACAAAUCAAGACGCAAGCGAGUUCACUUUUCAUGAUUGUGACAUGAGUAAUUCUGGAGCGACAGAGAAUGCGGGAGAGUAUCGUCUCCGAGGAACACAAACGGCCUCGCCGACUGGGCAUUGUAUGGCUUUUUAUGAAAAACCUGUGCUCUCCCCUCGCUACAAAAUUGAAGCGAAAUUUCGACACGACUUUGGAGAUCCCUGUUAUGCGAGCGAAUGUAGUCACAUGGGAUUUCUAGUAAAAUAUGAAGACAAUAACAACUAUGUUAUUUUUUUUGUCAGGCUUGUCUAUAGAUGUUUCGAGUUGUGGCAUUGCGAAGCAGGCGUGACCCGUAUAGUAACAUCUGGUGAUUGUGAUGGCGGAUUUGGAAAGAAGGGAAUUUGGCAAACUCUUGCUGUCCAUGUUGAUCUGACGAACAUCAAAGCGUAUAAAGACGGUAGUCUUCUACUAAACGAAAAUAUUGCAUACAACCCACAACCGUCAAAAGUUGGUGCGGUAGUGUGGUAUAACCAAAGGAUUUCUGCCAGUUUUAAAGACUUUGAAUUGGAGGAAUAUUUCACUCCAAUAUCGAUCUUUCCCACUAUCCACGAGUUUCAAUUGCCGCUUAUUAAAGAUGUUGUGAGCAGACAUAAAAUGGCGGCAGUUUUUGGCAACCAGGUUACGACUGAUCUAAACUACACAGUUUCUGCAACUUUCCUGAACGCGACUGGGUCUGGGGCAGCCUUUGGGCUGUGUUAUAACAUCAAGAAUGCUACAAACUUUGACUUUGUUUAUUAUAGGAGAGAUCGUAAGCUGUUUGCUGAAGUGGCACAAUCGGUCAGGAAUACUUCAUGGCUACAAAACGAAAUAUCCCGAACUGAGAUUGAAAAUUCAUCACUUGUUUUGACUUCUAUCAGUUCAAGAAAAGUUCCAACUCAUGUUCCAUUCAAUGUGUCGUCAUUUGCUCUAAACUCGACCGCGCUGAAUCUUUCCUGGCACUGGUCACCUGACUCUACAGCUACAGGAGUAUUUGUGGGUUUUAAAAUGCUGUAUCGAAGCGAAAUUGACACUCCGGAAUCAUGGGCAGAGAAAGUUAUUUAUGGUCGGGAAUUUGAGAACAACUCUUGGGUGGUUUUAGAUGGUCUAAGGAAAGGCAUGGAGUAUUCUUUCAAAGUUGUUGCCUUUAGUUUGGUUGGGGAUGGUUGGCCUAGUGAAGAAGUUGUUAUUUCUACUUUGGACGAUUUUCCGGACAUUGUGGAUCUUAACGUGAGUGUUUCGAAUGUGGAUCUACGUUCCGUGUUUAUCCAAUGGAGUCUUCUCCCCAAAUACAAUUGGAAUGGACUCGCUAAAAGCUACGUUAUAACAUUGCUGGACAUUGUUGAUGGUGUCAAUCACACUAUUCAAAAACCUUCAAACACGUCCAAUGUCACCUACACAUCUCUGAAACAUUUCACAAACUACAGUGUUUCAUUAAUGGCGUUAAACAACGUUGGAUACAGUUCACCAAUUCAAGGCCCCGUUUUUCAAACUCUGGAACAUGUUCCAUCCAGUUAUCCGUUCAACCUUUCCCUCACCGUACUAAACACCAGUGCCCUGACCGUGUCGUGGAAACCAAUCAAUGAGGACUUAUGGCAUGGCAUGCCGCUGGGAUACGUCAUUUUUUGUAACAAUAGCAACGAAGAACGUAAUUUCACAGUGACGUUAUCCAACCUGGAAUUUACAGUCACUAAUUUGACCGCAUUUACGUUUUAUGACCUCGCCGUGGCGGGGUAUACUAGAAAGGGAUUGGGUCCAAGGCAUCCAACUCUCACGGUGCGCCUGCCCGAAGAAGUUCCUCGUAUCGCUCCAGUCAACCUUCGUGCAUCGGGCUGCAGAGCAUCUAACACUACCACACCUUUCCCAGCAUUCUGUUUGAUAACCCUUGAAUGGGAUCCAGUUCCCGCCGAAAAAGUACGCGGUAUAAUCCGUGGUUAUUUGACAACUUACAAACCUAUGGACAUCACCUACAUUAAACCGGGUCAUCCGUCACUGCCAGAUCUUAUGGAGUUGGUGACGCAGAACACGAGCUCAACAAGUUUUCAGUUUAAAUCGUUGUUUCAUACAAACUACAGUAUGCAAGUGUUGGCUUAUACUACUGGUAAUGGGGUUCGUAGUUCAACAUUUUAUUUCAUGACCCCUGAAGGAGUUCCAAGCAGGCGUCCGCUCAACCUUACCGUUACCGCACCAAACACUACUGCCCUAACCGUGUCGUGGCACCCUAUUGAUGAUGACAUAUCUUGGCAUGGCGUUCCGCUGGGAUACGUCAUCUUCUGUAACCAUAGCAACGAGGAACGUAAUUUCACAGUGACGUCAUCCAACUCGGAAUUCACGGUGACCAACUUAACUGCGUUUACUUUUUAUGAUGUCACCGUUGCAGGGUAUACUAGGAAAGGAUUGGGUCCAAGACAUCCAACAGUUAGGAUGUCGACUCGUGAAGAAGUUCCACGUGUUGCUCCAGUUAACCUCCGUAUAUUGAAUCAAACUCUUCCACCAAUUGACGCCAUUUCAACCAACAACAACACAACCCCAUCAAUCCCAACAUCCUAUACAGUAUCCCUCAAAUGGUCCCCAGUUCCUGCGGAUCAAGUCCGCGGCAUUAUCCGAGGCUAUACGGUAACCUACGAGCCUAUUGAGGUCCGCUUUAUCACGCGUGCUCGACGCUCCUUGGCCGGUCAUUUGAAUGCGGUGACCGUAAACACGACUUCAGCUAAUAUUGUACUCGAUAAUUUGCUGUUUUACACAAACUACAGCGUGCAAGUGCAGGCUUAUACCACUGACAAUGGAGUGCCUAGUUCAGUACUUCAUUUUAUGACGCCUGAAGGGGUGCCUGCGGUAGGUCCUGGAAAUCUUUAUGCCAACAACGAUGGUUCCAAAUACAAGUUAUCUGUGAAAUGGGACAGCAUACCAAUAGAUCGUAGAAAUGGUAUUCUACUGGGGUACCAUGUCUACUAUCAAACAUCAUCAUCCUCUGCUAACACUAAGAAUAAAACAACCGUUGCGACCGAUGUCAUAUUGACAGGACUAGAGAUCUAUACAUCAUACGAUAUUCGUGUUUGUGGUUAUACUGUGGUUGGUGAUGGUGUUUGCUCUAAAGUGACAGCAAGAACACGCUCUCGUAACCUGGCACCUUACACACCCCCCUGGAAUGCUACCACUAUUACUUCCGCCGAUUCAAUAUCGUUGCUCUGGAAGCCAUUCCCAGACGCCCUUUGGUUCGAUCACCCACGUGGCUACCACAUUACGUUCCAAAGAGUAGAAUUCGGCGGGAUAAGAACUUCCGGUGAUGACGUCAUGAUUGUGCGAGUCGAUGAAAAAACCGAACGCUACACGUGGACAAAUCUUGUAUACUACACGAAGUAUAAGAUUGAGAUUUCGCCAAUAACUUACCUCGGUUAUGGGCCUAAGGUUACUCUCUAUGGAGAAACAUGCCAGUGCCCAUCGUUAGCAACAACCACAUUUCAAAUGCUUCCACCUUACGUAAUGCGGACAGCAGACGGUAAACUCAGCGGUAUCGUUCCUGAACUCGUAAGACGUAUGACGUCAUCGUGCUGUGUCACGUGUGGGGGAACAGUGUUGAACUUCAAUGAAGAUGGCUUUGGUGAGGUAUCGGAGAAAGAGAACUACCCGGAACUUUUGAAGAGUUUUCACCAAACUACCACCUUUGCAUUCCCAAUCAUGGGUCACGUGGACAGGACAAGCUAUGGUUCUCGUUUUGGUUUUGUCUCCGGGAUUGAAACUCCUGGAAUGCUAGUGGUGGUUAAGAGACAGUUAGCGGAGAAUUUAGCAUUGGGUGUGUUGCGUUCUGUGUUUGGAAUAUGGCCGAUACUGCUGAUCAAUGUAUUGUUGGCUCUUGCGGCUGGUAUUAUUAUGUGGAUGUUGGACUCUAGUUCAAACGAGGAUAUUUUCCCAAGAACUUGUAUCAGAGGUUCUUUGACGGGCUUCUGGUGGGCAUUCGUCUCCAUGACUACUGUCGGCUAUGGCGACACAACAGCAAAGUCUGUUGCUAGCAGGAUCUUUGCCGUUAUCUGGAUAUUAACUGGUUUAUGUUUAUAUUCUAUUCUGAUUGGCGAUUUGUCCUCUGCCCUAUCGUCGACCGUGUCUGUCUCUGAAACGAUGCUUUACGGGGCCAAGGUCGCUGCAUUAAUUAAUUCCACAGAAGAAAUGGUCGCCAUUAGACGAAAUGCAAAGGUAGUCGGUGGUCCCUAUUUCUCACUUGUCGAGAUUCAGAAAGCUUUGAUUGAGGGUAAAGUUGACGCAGCUAUCAUCGACAUUUAUGCUGCUGGACUAACAAAAGAACUUUGGAACCACACUGAGCUGCGCAUGUCUCGAGUACUGGACUAUUCUUCCUCCUACGGUAUUGUAACAGCUGGUGGUAUGGAAGGCAUACAGCGAUGUUUUAGAAGCUACGUUCGCAAUAAUCGUAUCAAAACAAUGGAACUCGUUCUUCAAUACACAACAACUUUAAAGGGAGUAAAGACAGAAGAGACGACGGAAUACGUUCAGGAUUUGAUUGACGGGCAAUCAGCGACCUUCAGAAAAACAUUGUUUGUUCUAUGCGUGGGUUUUGGAGUCGUAUUUAUGCUAGGAAUGAUAUGGAACUUCACUUGUAGGAAACGUCGUUCAACUCGUGUGAAAAAAGACAACUCCGUUCACCCUGAGACAAUCCCAGCUGACGAAAUAUUCAAAGAUAUAAAAACUUCGUAUCAGAAAUUGCGUGAUCGUCUCCAGGCAACGAAAAAACGACAUCGACAGCAAAUUCUGAAUUUAGCGAAAACUUCAACAAACGUUUCCUAACUUGGGACGUCUUUGAACACAAUAAACUUCGAUAUCUAUAGAUAUUUUAUUCUUAGCCUUGGAGGACUUAAACGAAAUUAGUUAUUGCACAUUCAAGUAAGAAUUAAACUAAUAAUUAUUGACAAACAAACGUCUAUUUCGCACUAUUAAAUAGAAUGAUCACUAAAAUAUUUUCUGAUUAUCUUAUUGGCCGUUAUAUUGACAACGUUAGCCUAAUUUUUAAAUAUAAAUAUUGCUAACAAAUACUCCUAAUAUUAUUAACCUGUUUGGAAAUAAAUUAUUCUACAGUUGUCU